Molecule: messenger RNA, 772 nt
Organism: Hibiscus syriacus
Lineage: Eukaryota; Viridiplantae; Streptophyta; Magnoliopsida; Malvales; Malvaceae
Product: CASP-like protein 1D1
Exons: 3
Coding region: 34-657 (207 amino acids)
Source: RefSeq, a predicted model, not a curated record
UUGUUCAGCGUUUUGAGGUCUGAGAUUCCAAUAAUGGCAUCAACUGAUAAACCCGCCGUAGUCUCGGAGUCGCCACCGAAGUCUGAAGCCGUCCCACCGGAAGCGGCAGCGGACGCGGCGCUGGCUAAGUUUGCUUUCGACUAUUCGUUCGUAGAUGUCACUGCUCGGAUCUUUGUUUUUGCGGCGGCUCUAUGUUCUGUGGUGGUCAUGGUUACUAGCGAGCAGACGGAGGUGGUUCCGGUGCCGGGCUUGCCCGGAGUUAGACUCCCACUUCCAGCGAAGUUCAAUCAUUCACCAGCUCUCAUAUACUUCGUAGCAGCAUUAUCGGUAACAGGCUUAUACAGCAUUAUCACCACUUUGGCAUCAGUCUCGGUCAUCCUCAAACCAGUUUAUUCCAAAACCUUCUUGCUCGCUUUCGCUUUCCUAGACGUGGUGUUUGUAGGGAUCGUUGCCUCCGCAACCGGUGCGGCGGGAGGCGUCGCUUAUAUCGGAUUGAAGGGCAACAGUCACGUCGGGUGGACCAAAAUUUGCAACGUUUACUCCAAGUUUUGUCGAUACAAUGCGAGCUCGAUCGCGCUCGCGUUGUUCGCGGCCAUUCUUCUGGCGUUGCUCUCGAUGAUGUCAACCUUCAAACUUUACAAAAAGAUCCGUGACUAGGCAGGUCUUCGAUGUCGUCUUAGUUUUCAGCUUAAGAAGCAUUUGAUAAAUGCUAAUUGGUGUUGUUUUUGUCAUGAAGUAGGUGAUGGUUUCUGUCUGCAAAUGAUGUUUUAAU